AUGAGUGAUGUCGACGCAGUCUCCCUACCCGCUGCCCUGAAUGUCGGCCCCAACAACACUAUCGCAGCGGUGAGAACGGAUGCAGACGCGCAUGCUUCAGGGCCCUCUGCAUCCGACAAGAGGCCUGCUCCGGCUUCUGAAUCGUCGUCAGCUCUAGCCCCUGCACCUGUUCCGGGCGCGGAACCUGCGACGACACCGGCUUCACCACGGCGAGAGCGCGCUGGAUCGCAUGCAAAGGAUGAGGAGGAUCACGAACAGGGUCCGCCCAGUCCCAGGGCGGAUUCGGAGGCAGAAACGAUUAUUCAGUCUGGCCGAGAAUCUUUAUCCCCGGAGAAGAAAAGGAAACACAUUCAGCAUGACCCGAAUCGCCAGGGCAUGGACGGAGUCGAUGGGGCCCAGCGGAAGAAGGCUCGGAUCGAUGGCGACCGAGGAGAGCGCCGCUCUCGGUCGCGCAGCCCGCUGGACAGAGCUGGCUCGCCCCCGUCGGUUGUGAAGGUGGAGAAGCUCGAUGACGCGCCCUCCGUGUCGCAGAAUGUAAUAUGUGAGAGCGGCAAUGAUGGCCCCGAGAGACCACGCAAUUAUCGGAAACGAAGUUUCAGCGACAGUGUGGAUGAAAAGAGGGAGCGACGCCGCGACUCGACCUCGCACCCUGCACGCGACCUCAAACACCUCAACCAUACUCGCUUCACCCGCCCGUCCUCCAAAACCCGUUCGGUAUCCCCCAGUCGCCCUGCCCAUCACCGAUCCGCGUCCGGUUCCCAUCUUCCUUCGAAGAAGAAGGCGCCCACACCUCUCCUGACCGGGUUUCAACGCCAAACAUCCGAGGACCGUCAAUCCACGUCUUCAUCCGCCAGUGGCUCUCCGCACCCCAGUGCGCAUUUGCGGAAGCUGGGGUCGGGGAUGGGCGCGUCUGCAUCGCCUGCGAAGCAAAUGGGCCCCAAGAAAUUGCGUGACAAGAGCGGUCGUACUCCUCUCGCACGAGCAUGCGCAGACAGGAAGUACGAUCAGGUGGUCAUGCGGUACCGCGAGCGUCCCGAAGAUCUGAAUGUCCCCGACAACGCGGGAAACACGCCCUUACAGGUCGCAUCGCUCAACGGCGAGGAACAGAUUGUUAAGUUCCUGUUGGAUGCGGGAUGUGAGAUCAACACGAAAAACAUUGACAAGGACACUCCUUUGAUCGAUGCGGUCGAGAAUGGGAAUGUGGAUGUCGUGAAACUCCUGCUUGAAGCAGGUGCCAAUCCUCGAACGGUGAACGCUUCUGGUGAUGAACCCUAUGAGCUAGUCCCGACGGACUUGAAGGAUGAUGAGUACGAUGAGAUUCGGAAGUUGCUCGCGGAUGCCAAAACGAAUAUGCGCCCUGGCCGCCGGUCCGAAGAGCAGGUUGGACCUGAUAACAAGGCUCCACGGUCGCGACGAGCAUCGGGGGCCAGUCCCUCCCGAAGCCCCCCACCGAUGGCGAACGCAACAGGGCGUCGCAAGACCGGCCGGAGCGAAGCAACCCGAAAUGAUCUGUUGUGGACCCAGCCGACCUCGGAGAAUUUGCGCGAAUUUGCCGCCAAGGGCGACGAACAGGGUGUGGUGAGCAUCUUGAAUAUUCUGCAGAAAGCCGACAACGCCUCGUUGAUUGCCGCAGCCAAGGGUGGCCACUUCGAUGUGUUGUCUCUCAUGUACGCCAUCGGCGACGCAGAUGCGGACCCAAACCCUCUCCGUGGGUCUGGCCACAAGCCAGGCUACAACACCCCCAUGCUCGCUGCCAUUGGUCGAGGCAACAUGGACAGCAUCCAACUCAUCCUGGGCCAGCCUGGGUUUGAUCCAACUCGACGAUUGUUUGAAGAGAAAACAUACUAUGAACUCUCCCGCUCUCGUCAAGGCGAGAAUUGGGAGGAAGAAUACGGUAUUCUCAAGAAGGCGUAUGAGAAUUUCUCCGGCUCACACAAGGGCCGCAAGGAUCUUUCAUCACCCCGCCGUGCGCGCGGCAAGGAUAAGGACGAGAAACGAACCGCACGCCGGGAUUCUUCUUCUCCAGUGGCUCGCACGAAGAAGCUCAAUGACAGCAGCCCGAACGCCAAUCGUCAACGCUUGCCGAAGGACGUGGAUGUGCUGAAGGAGAAGCGACGUGAAGAGAAGAAGGCUGCAGCAUCCAGCGGCCGCCCGAAGACUUCUUCUUCUCGAGAUGCGAAUGACAAUGCGCUUGUCAGCUCCGAUCAUGAUUCAAGUCGCCCAAUGUCCAAAAAGCCCAAGGCUGCCCCCUCGGCACGGAGAGGUAGCGAGUCCAGCGGCGUCACCCGGAUCGACGAAGUGCGAAAGCGACGUCUUAUUGCUGGGCGCCGCCCUCAAGAAGGUGAUCGACGUCUCAGCCUCUUCUCGUCUGAUUCACUGUCCGGCCGUGAAGAAGCCCCCAAGUCCCGUGAACCCGCUCACGAUACCACAUCCUCCCUUAAACGCAUUCGAAACGAUACCUCCCCUGAACGAUCUCGAUCGCGGGACGCGGAUAGCGAUCGACUGUCGCCUGAAGCGCGGAAGAAGAAACGGCGCGUGUUGGCUGAGGAGAAGACAUCGAGUAUGCCGAAUGGGUCAUCCCGGAAAGCCGAACAUGCGGAUUCAGACAAAGCUCAUCCACCUCGUCGGCCGAAAGAGGAAGCCUCCCAAGGCACCGAUGCUGCCCCGCGCAGCUCUAUCGAGACAUCCAAGAAACCCGAGCCCUCCAUUCAAACUUCCCACACCUCUCACCCUACUCCUUCCCACAAACCUGUCGACACCGAUUCGGUCAAGAAAAACGGAGACGUCAAGACGGAGCCCGCCGAGCCCAACUCCGUUCCUGAGGUUGCAAGCGACAACCAGCGGGCCGAAAUGGAGGCAGAGAAGCGUCGACAAGCUGUGGCAAAGAAGGCGGAGGAAGAGCGUGCCGCGGAUGAGAAGCGUGCCGCAGAUGAGAGGCGUGCCGCAGAUGAGAAGCGUGCCGCAGAUGAGAAGCGUGCCGCGGAUGAGAAGCGUGCCGCAGAUGAGAAGCGUGCCGCAGAUGAGAAGCGUGCCGCAGAUGAGAAGCGUGCCGCAAAUGAGAGGCGUGCCGCAGAUGAGAAGCGUGCCGCAGAUGAGAAGCGUGCCGCAGAUGAGAAGCGUCAUGAGGAAGAAGCCGAGCGUGCUCGUCUAGCUAAGGAAGAAGCGGAACGAGCUGCGCGCGCUGCUCGUGAGAAAGCCGAAGAAGAUGAGCGUAAGCGCAAGGAGGCCGAACAGCGCCGGGCCAAGCAGGCUGAAGAUGAACGCCAGAAGCGGCUGGAGCAGGAGCGGGCUCGCGUGAUGAAGCUGCGCCGCGACCAGGAGGCUCAGGAGCAACGACGCCGUGAAGCGCUCCCGGGUCGCCUGCGCGCUUCGGCCAAUUUCGUGGGUUCCAAUGACCCCCGCGCGCGAAGUCACUCCUGGCUCAAGAACUUCAUGCCUCUGGUGACUGCGGUCACCCGACAGCUCGAGCCCGGCUGUUCUGGUGAUGUGGCAGACGAGAAAUGGAUCCCGAACUACUUGGUCGCCCCCCUGCUGGCCACCAACGACCUGCAACUCUCUCAAUAUGCCAGCUGGGAGAAACGCAAGGCAACCGCAACUCAACGCAUGAACCUCUGGCGAUGCACUCGCCGGAUGCUGGUCUACACUGACGAUCCCAAGUAUCACAACGCAUCGUUCGGAGACAUUAUGCAGCUGGAUUGCGAGACGCGACCCAAGUAUUUCGAGAUGGAGCAUGUCUUCUGGAUCCGACUUUCUGAUUUCAUGGACCUCGUCCCGCACAUCCCCCAUCUCAAUGGUCUCGAUCUCGAGUUCCUCAGCAUGCACGUCGAUCCUGAACCCUCUGCAGCCGCCUUCCAUCAUACCAACGGCCACGCCGCGGGUGCUUACGCUACUGAAACGAACGCCACCGUGGCUCUCAACGGCUACCCCCCAGCCAUCCUCGACCCGUCGGACGGAGAAGAGACCCAGUCCAACCCCCCCGUCGCCGCCGAUGAGGUCGAGGUUUCCGCUGACGCCGGCUCCGGCCAGAUGUCCGUCCUCGAUGCUCUGAAGGGUGUCCUGCGCAUCUCGCUGAUCCACGACGGCCUUGCCCGUGGUCUGCGCGAGGCUGCCAAGGCCCUCGACCGCCGCGAGGCCCACAUGUGUGUCCUCAACGAGGGUUGCGAGGAGGAGGCCUACAAGAAGCUGGUCGUCGCCCUGUGCUCCGAGCACAAGAUCCCCCUGAUCAAGGUCCCCGACGGCAAGAUGCUCGGCGAGUGGGUCGGUCUCUGCACCCUUGACCGCGAGGGCAACGCCCGCAAGGUCGUUAACUGCUCUUGCGUCGUUGUUAAGGACUGGGGUGAGGAGAGCCAGGAGCGCUCCGUCCUCCUCAACUACUUCCAGACUGAGCAGUAA
Molecule: messenger RNA, 4392 nt
Organism: Penicillium canariense
Lineage: Eukaryota; Fungi; Ascomycota; Eurotiomycetes; Eurotiales; Aspergillaceae
Product: putative histone deacetylase complex subunit (Hos4)
Exons: 5
Coding region: 1-4392 (1463 amino acids)
Biological process (GO): translation
Cellular component (GO): ribosome
Molecular function (GO): protein binding; structural constituent of ribosome
Source: RefSeq, a predicted model, not a curated record